GCCAAAUCCAGUGUGUCUCACCCAACUAUGGGCAUGGAGGUGCAAGGGCACCACUCUCACCAUUGAGUGGGCAUCUGGCUCAUUUUAGCAUUGCUACGGGGGGAUCACCACCAAAAAAUCUGGACUGAGCUUUGCUAACAGAUUAAGUGACCACGACAUGCAGAAUAUUGGCUGUGCUGUUUGGAUUAAACUGAACUGAUCUCAUAUUCUAACAAAGAAAGGGAACUUAAAGGAUUUACACAAAGUUACCUAUUUUUUCACAGGUCAUCUGAAGCUCCAGCAGUUUCAGUCUGAUACUCAGCACCUCUUUCAGAACAUUUCGACAACGUUCGGACACUUCUGCAUUUUUUCCACACUCUACUAGUCUUCCCUUUUCUUGGGUUUACACCACAAUACUCUUUCACAAUGGUUGUGGGUAAGAUGAAGUUCACUUUUCAGAAAAGGGUCAAGCUGGCCCAGGGUUUAUGGCUGCUCUCAUGGUUGGCAACUCUGGGUGGAGCAGUUACCUUCACUUUAGGAUGCUUCCUAAAGACUGAGCUUCGAAGGAGGGGAGAGGUAAUGGACAACACAGACAUCCACUGUGUGCCCAACACCCUGAUGAUUGUGGGUCUUGCUUCGAUGGGCAUCAAUUACUUUGCCAGUCGAAUCUGCCAGGAUGCCCUAGAUCCUGGGCGUUUCCCACGAUGGAAGACCUUCCUGAAGCCCUAUUUUGGAUGCUCAGUAUUCUUCACCACCCUCAUGCUGAUUUCAGUCAUCUUGAGUUACGCCAUGAAGGGCAGCCUGGAGACCUCCCUUAAAAUCGGCUUGAAGAAUGGCAUCCGCUUCUACAAGGACACAGACACUCCAGGCCGCUGCUUUCAGAAGCAGACCAUUGAUCACCUUCAGAUGGAGUUCCAAUGCUGUGGUAAUAACGACUACAAGGAUUGGUUUGAGGUGCAGUGGAUCAGCAACCGUUACCUGGAUUUCAGCUCUAAGGAAGUUAAGGACUGCAUUAAAAGCAAUGUGGAUGGCCGUUACUUGGUUGAUGGUGUGCCCUUUAGUUGCUGUAACCCUAGUUCUCCCAGACCCUGUAUCCAAUACAAAAUCACCAACAACACUGCCCACUACAACUACGACCACCAGACCGAAGAACUCAACAUCUUCAUUCGUGGUUGCAGAGAAGCCCUGGUCAACUAUUACAUGGGGCUGAUGAACACUAUUGGAGCUGUAGUUCUGUCUGUCUUCCUGCUUCAGAGCUCCGUGUUGGCCAGUGUGCGCCUCCUGCAGACGUCUAUGGAGGCUGUCGCUGGACAGGAGAAUGUGGAGAUUGAAACCGAGGGCUACUUGCUUGAGAAGGGAGUGAAGGAGACCUUCAUGGAGUAUGUGGAUCCUGUGCUGAAACUCCUGUUGCUGAACCAGGUAACACCUCCUGAAGCCAAACCAGAAGCAGGGGCCACUGGAACAACCACCACCACCAGCUAAAGAGUCAGAUUUAUCUGACCACUGAAAUGUUUCAAGUUGGAGGCUAAGAGUGCUGACAACUAAUCAAAUAAUUCACGUUUUGGUAUUUUUUAUAUAUCAGUCUUAAUGACCUACAUCUCAAAGAGUUGUAUAUUUCAUUAAUGCACUAAAUGGUUGUUUCUAAAAUAAAUUAACAUUCUAAAAUUCUAAAAUAAAUUAAUAAAUGAUUUAUGGCAAACAUAUGAUAUUGUUAGUCUUGGUGUGAGUGAAUGUCUGUUCAUUCCUGUCAGGGGGAACUUGGUGCAGCUAUGCCUGGGAAAUGACUAGCAUUAUGCUUACAAUUCCACCAUGAAUGGUUAAAUAUUUGAAUGACUGAGCAGUUUCUUAACAGAAAGUUCUAUUUUAUUUCUUCCCAUUUACAAAAUGUCAUACACCUAAAAGAGGCUGAUUUUGUAAUAUAGCCUAUGUUGUAAUACUACGCUACCACAUGGAUGUAUGUAAAUGAAUGGAAUAACAGAAAUAUGAAAAUCAAUACCCUUGUGAAAAAGAAGUGUGCUUAACUGUAGUGAAUAUGCACUUGUAGUUUACUUCAAAUCUUAAAAGUAUAUUUAAAAAAAACUGAACUUGCAGGUAAUAUAACAUUAAUAAAAUAAAAGCCCACUGAAGUGUACUUAGUCAAGUUUCAUAACAAUGUUUCUUAAGUACACUUUAAAAAAGUGCACUUUGUUAUAAUGUCAGGUUAGGUUUUUUCAUUCUUAACCGGGGUACACUUAUUUUGAUGCAUUGACUAGCCUACUGAAACAUGUGUAAAGGAUUUUAUCUUAAUUUUUAUUGCAACUUCAUCAUUACACAGUGUAAUAACACAUAAAUGUAAAUACAUGACAUAUAUGUUUCAAUAGAAAUGACUGAAAAGUAUAUUUUAGUUUUCCAUGAAUAUUUGUCAGUACAUUUAACACACUUUAACCAUGGACAAUCUAUGUAAUUAUGAAAUUACAUAUAAAGAUGUACUUAAGUGGGUCAAAAAAGCAUUCGUAAAUUACUAAUUGCAACAAAUAUUUAAACUAUAUUUUCAUUUAAUUAUAAAUAACAUGCAGUUAAGUAUCCAAAAACAUUAAAUUCAAUUUGGACUUAAGUAAAUUCUUUUAAAGUAUAUUAUUUCUGUAAUAAGUACUCUUUUUAAAAGUAUGCUGAAGUGAACUUCUUUUUCACAAGGGCCCCUUCUAAUAAGCCCCUUCUAAUCAUCUGAAUCUUACACUGUAUACUACCCAGGCAUGAGAAAAUAAAACUUUCUAUUCCAAAACAAAGUUUUUGUUUUAACCAGCCACGACCUUCACACAUGCCAGGACACAUUUUUAUUUGAUUUCUACGUCUUUGGCUUCACACUGGGUAGCCCGCCUAUAAAGAAAUCUCACUGGACUAAAAUCUCCACAUUGCUGUAAUGUAUAUUAAGUUCUAAUAGGUUUUGAUUGCACAGUAUUUUUGCUUGCAGUGUGGACAGGUAAAUGAUUUGAUGCUGGAAAUUAUUAAUUAAAAUAUAUAUUAUAUGUAUUAUAAAAUAUAUAAUAUAUCUGAAGAAACACGAUUUCAUAUUUUCAUAUUCUUCAUUAUUUUUUUCUCAUCCAAUGUUAAUUGCAUGUUGUAAACAUAAAUACUUUCACUGUCAUUAAGCCUUUUUUGUUUUGCAUUCAGCAUGGAAUUAAAUGCAUUGUCAGUGUUAAAAGAUGGUGUAGAUGAUGCUCAGUGCUCUGCUAUGAAACACUGUACUGCAUUCGCAGAACUGUCAGAAAACUGUCAGGUCUAAUAAAAUCUGACAUUUUGAA
Messenger RNA from Cyprinus carpio (common carp), 3260 nucleotides. Its product is annotated as RDS/peripherin-like protein xRDS35. NCBI's taxonomy places the organism in Eukaryota, Metazoa, Chordata, Actinopteri, Cypriniformes, Cyprinidae. The record is from RefSeq and is a predicted model, not a curated record. Gene Ontology annotation, cellular component: membrane. Gene Ontology annotation, biological process: visual perception.